Molecule: messenger RNA, 7174 nt
Organism: Paramuricea clavata
Lineage: Eukaryota; Metazoa; Cnidaria; Anthozoa; Malacalcyonacea; Plexauridae
Source: the annotation of a GenBank genome assembly
AUGGCGUCGCGGUCAAGUACAACCGACAAGAAAAUUGAGGUUUGUAGCUACAUUUCGUUUGUGAUGCUAAUUAAUUAAUAAAUAAAGCACGAUCAUUUCAUCUGUUUCUGAUUUACAAGGCAAACUGUUCUAUUUUGAUAAUCAGAGCAUGCACUAUGCAAGUGUUUCGUUAUAUAUUAAAUACUUAAAUGUUGUAGUAGACGAAUGUGUCUAUUUAUAUAUAUAUAAUUACUAUAAAAAGAGAUCGCGUACAAUGGUAAAGAAAGGAUAAUUAUAGCAUUACAAUAAUAAAAGGGAUUGCUACAUUGAGGCUAGGAAACUAGGAAAGUAAUUAUUAAUAAAGCGAUUUGUUUAUACGGUUACAGUAACGGUUUGCAUGUCGUUUAUAUACACUACAGUUUCAUACUUGCCAAAUACAAAAAUAUACAUAUUCACGUUUUUAAACGUCCAUGGGGGCUAUUGUCCGGGUGGAGUGAGGGCCGCGAUCAUAAUAUUUACAAAUAAGGGUUACACAUUCACAUGUGGCCAUACCAAGUCUUUCAGGCAGGCUAGUUCACCAAAGCUCCGUGCUAUAUUAAAUAGCAUAAUAUGAAUAUAUUUUAUCACAAACUUGAAAUUCGCACUUUUGUGAACAAGUUUCACAGUUGUUACCUGAUAUCAGAGUCUGAUUUCCCCUCACAGAGAAAAUAAAGCUUUGCCAUUUUUGUGUUUAAUUUCUGUCAAGCAUGCUCUGUUUCCAGUAUUUAAUAUGUCAAAACAUGUCAAAAGAUCACUUGUAUUUUUAGAAUGACUGCUAAAUUUAGAGACCAUUCAAUUGCGUGCAUGCAACUUUAUAGUACUACGAUCAUAACUUCGGCCCCUUCGGACGUAUCUUCUUUGUUAAAUAUUCUUGUUCGAAUCUCUAUCAAUAACACUAUUUAGAGUGUUAUUUUUCAGCUUGUAUCUUUUAAUUUGCUUCUUUUUAUUAUGUUAUUCCAUUUCUGGUCUGACUUGACGUGAACUAAUUUCAAAACGCAGAGUUUCAAAAAUCAAAACGUCAAAACAUUUGGUUAAUGAUUAACAUUUAACCGAAUUUAACCGUUGAUUGACAACUACAUAGAAAUACUAACCAAUCCGUUUUUCCCGUUCACCAGCGGACGGGUAAUUCAAAAAACCCUAGUUUUGCGGCAGACGGUAUUUCCUUUGCUUCCCUAAUUUUCGCUGCCCGUAGAAAUACCGCCUGCCAUGCAGGCUAGUGAACUGUCUACCAACCUGCUUAGGCGAGAUCUCGGCUUCACAAAUCAAUAUCUCACUUAUAGCCAGGUUCCCAUAUAAUUGCAAGAUGAUUGAGUAUUAUUAUAAAUUACCUGUUACAUUAGAUAUUGGCAUCCAAUAACUGUUUACUGAAACAUCAUGCAAUAACUGUUUAUUAAAAAUUACAUGUACGUAAUUUUUAAUUUACUCAUAUUUUUUACUCAUAUUGUCAUAUACUAUAUGUACAUGUUUAAUUUUAUGUUGUAGGAGGUUUGCAGUUUUUUGAAUGAAAGAAACGUAGAUGGGAAAAUAAUCCAGAAGUUUAAAGAUGAAAAGGUAAUUCUAAUAUGUGACAUAUGUAGUGUCAAUUAAUAAUAACGUGACCAUGCAAUGUCACCAUGUGUCAUGUGACCAAUUAAUAAUAAUAACCGCAGUUUAAAAGUAUUUAUUACAAUGCAAGCAUCUGUGAUAAUAUAUCACUAUUUAUAUGUUGUUUUACUAUAUAUUACUAUGUGGUUUACUAUUAAUAGUGUUGUAAAAAGGUUUUUAAAAAAGAAAAAUUCUGAAAUUACACUGAAAUUACUUUUGCCUGCUUCCACUUUUAAAUACGGAAUUUCCUUAAAAAAAAUUUGCCGGAGCCGGAUUUUUGACUGCUGGAGCCGGAGCUAAAAUAGCCGGAGUUUGCACAGCCAGUGGGUCCAUUAUUUUCCCGGCCAGCCAUUACGUAAAAAUAGGCACGCCAUGCGUACAUGUAUCUGAGUAUAGCGCCACAAUGAAAGGUCCGACUUAUUUAUAUUACUAGAAGUUACUAUCGCAAGGAAAGUGCUGCCUCAUCCCCAAUGGAUCAAAGCCAGCAUGUGCAUUUGCCGAAUAAGGGGUUGUUUAUAUGAUCCUGCUUUGCCAGGAUGAGAUACGAGGCAGGGUGAUUUCGAUGUAUUGAAAUAAAUCAUGGUCUACAACAUUUCAGUUCCGUUAACCAGCAUUUGAAGUUUCAUUUAGCCUAGUGACUUAUUUCAAUAGUCAAUACUCAAAAUCUCCCCAUCUUCCAGCAUGUAAACAGCCCCUAAGACCUGUUCAUGGGGUAGGAAAAAUGCAUUUUGAAUACCAAACACCUUGCACAAUGUCGAAGGUCAGCCAAAUAUUCUAUUUCUACUUUGUUGGCAUGGGCCAUGGGUGAUUUUAUAUGAAUACCUUCAAUGCUAAUAACUUCUUGUAUGUAUAAUCACAAUACUGUCAGUGGUGAAGCUAGCCAUAGCAACAGGUCAAGCUAUGCAAGUUUGUUAGUUAUGCAUUUGCAUUGUAGGCAUUUGCAUUGUAGGUUUAUUAGCAUAGCAUGACCAGUUGCCAUGGCUAGCUUGCCACUGAAUACUGUACAAUAUCAUCUACAUAAACAAUAAUAAUACUUGAAUGAAUCAUUGGACAUGUAGAAUUUAAUAACAAUUUAAUAUAUAGAAAUAAGUUUUUGUCCCAAUUAUCAUUUUAAUGGCACCUUCAAGGCAAUGUUCACAGAACAACUGAAUAAUCUGCUGAUGGGGAGACAAAAUCUAUUUGUUGACAUUUUUGUUUAGUACAUUUGCUUCAGAUGACACCAUUCAUUUGUAAUGACUAAGAUUGUACUCAGUCAGAACUGCAUAACUAUAUAAUAGGAAAGAAUUUGUGAGCACUAUCGAAAAAUAUAGUAUACCCUGAAAUGUAGUGACACAGGUACACAACCAGGGUGAAUAUAUGAAUAUAGGCCGGUAGGAUUACUUCAUAUUUAUGCUAAUGCACCAGUCAAAGUAAACUCCGACCCCCCCCCCCAGGAUAUAGGUGGGGAUUGGCUUUGAAUACCGUACCAAAACAGACAAAUGCCCCACAAUAUGGGACAAAAUUUUCUAGCAAAAGACAAAAAAUGCCCCACCCCCGGGGGAAAUUGUAAGUCGUGUGAGCGAAUUUAUCUCCUGCAUAAUAUCUCCUCGACAAUCUCCGGGCCGCCGCAUUAAUUGUCCACAUUUUAAAAUAUUAAUAUUUCGUUCCAAAACUCAAAAGAACAAUAAAAACAUAUUAAUAUAAACAAACAAAUGUCGAAUUUUCCACAACAAUAUAGAUUCCAUGCAUGGAUGGAUGGACAUAUUAAUAUAUAUUGAAAAGGAAUGAAUAUAUUCAUAAAAUACCUCUCGAUUUCACUUCCUUGCGAUUGCCAGCAUGCCAUCUUGACCUUUGUCACAUGGUAUAAAAUGGUAGAAUCAGGGGAUUUCAUUGGACAAAACGGUACAAAAUAGUACAAAAUGGCCGCCGACAAUCCCUAACAAUCCCCACUAUCUUCCCGGGGUAAUUCGGCAGAAUGACAAAAACCAACAAAUUCCCGACAUGGUUGGGACAGAAUUCGAUGACAAAAAGCCACUAAAUCCCCACCACAUCCCCUCUUUGCCGGGGGUAGGGGGGGGGGAGGGGGGUUACUUUGACUGGUGCAUAACAAUGUACAUAUCUCAGAUAUAUAUUUUUACAGACCACCAUACCUUGUACAAUGUACAUACCUUGUACAUACCUUGUACAAUACCUUGUACAUGUUAUAUUAAUACAUGCAGACAACAACCACACUGUCGUCUAUCGCUGGGUUAUUAUUAAACUGCAUGGGUUUGCAGGUUGCUAUAGGAAAUAUCUUUACAUUAUAAAGCAUACCGGGCCAUGAUACUGCACAACAUUCAGCGUUUUUAAAACGUUCUGAAAGCGAAUUGCUAUGUCUAUGACGAGGUCUAUGAACAUCUAGAAUGAACACUAAACUCAUCGCCUUGGCGCAUCGCCACACAAACAAAUAUAAAACCAAAAGUACAUCAUUUUGACCCCAAAAUAUAUUAAAAAGACGAUCUAUUGUUUCAAAUACCUCAUAUCGAACGUUAAACAGUAGAUCUAAAUAUAAAUGCCUUCAUGUAAAUCACCAGAAAGAAGUAAAGCUAUCCUUACCUGAAUUAUUCAAAAUAUUGUCGAUUUGUGAAAAUCCAACAUGUAUCAUGCGAGCGCAAUACAAAAUAAAUUUUGACCGCCCCCUCGUUUAAAAAAACUUCCUCAAGCCUUAAUUAGUUCCCCGGAAUUACGACAUCUUUACAUACAUACAUACAUACAUACAGACAGACACUGAAGACACAAAUCGAAAUCUCGAUCGACUGUACAUAACUCGGCCAAAGAGAAUGGGCACAAGUAAACGCAGGCAAGCAAUACUUCAUGUUAAGAAUAGUGUGCUGCCUUCGGCAGCAAUAACAGUAAUAGACAACUUUCAUUUACAUGACAAUUAAAAAUUGACCAUUUCAGAGCACAUGUCAUAACAAAUUCUUUGUUCGCUACUAUAGCUAAAGAAAGAAUCUGAUAAUCGUACGUUGUCUGAAUUGGCCAAUUUAUAUCUAAUUAGUGUAGGCGAAAUUUGCCUGUUUCAUUGGGUUAUGUUGACAUUUUGAUAUAAUUUGUUAAUUUGUUGUCAUUGGAAACAACUUUUAAUUGAAAAUCCAAAAUGUGGCUCACCUCCAUAUGAACAUGCCUAAGAUUUGCGUUCUGCAAGUGCCGCUGUAUAGCCUAGCUAUAUAUUGUUUAGUUUUUAAAGCCGUAAUUGCCGCCCUUAAUGAGCUGUUGUUUACAAAUCCUUAUUAAGCUCUCUCGUUUCACGAUGUCAUUGUCUCUCAUGCAUUUUUUGUUUUCAAGUAUAAAUGCCAUACAAUAAACUUUUUAUUAACCUCGGUAUGUACAUGCAGAGAAACAUCAGACCUCGGUCUUUUUGUACAAACAUUCAGCCUUACGAGCUCGCCACUCGGUUCGAGACCUCGAUCCGAUAUUUCUCUGCAGCUAGAUCUCGCGUUUGGUCAAUAAGACUUUAGUAAUGAGUUUUUACAAUGGAUUGAAUGACAAUUGAUCAUUUGACCCCAUUCCAUUAAAAGAAGCAGCGCAAUGUCAAAUAUAGUGUUUUUACUUUUCCUCCAUGGAGCCUAUUUUGAGGGAAUUUAGUCAUGUGACCGAGCGUUGCAAAAGGCCUAUCAACAGUCACAAGAAAAAUGAGCCCACAGGCGGCCCAAUCUCUGAGUGGUCUAUAUAUUUUGAAUAUUUAUACGGAAUAUUUAACCGUUAUAAUAUUUAAUAACGAAAUAAUUCAACGGUUAAAUAUUCCUCAUAAAUAUUCAAAAUAUAUAGACCACUCAGACAUUGGGCCGCCUGUGAUGAGCCAUGCUUGAUUUGCAAGCCCUGACUUAGGUCACGUACAUGUGUUUUCUUGUAAUUGUAUUAACCUUUUAAACGACAUUGCCCCCUGUCACUUGUCCCUUUAAAUUGUCACUUUGCUCUGUCUAACGUCAGACGACUUUACAUGUGCUGUUUAUAUUAGCGAGAUAUUUUACUAUUCAAGGGGACAGUACUUACACUUUAACACGUUAAAGAUCAAUAUCUUUUGAAUACUGAUGAAGAGGACGGAUAUUAUAAAUUAUAAAUUUCUCAUUAUAUCAAAAUAACAAAUACUGUACUCAUGAAGUCCCAGGUGUUAUUACAUGAUAGUGUAUACACGGUCUAUUUACCAUAACAAUUAAACUUCGCAUAUAGCUGUAAAUCAAGAAUUUAGAUGAGAGUACAUGUGCUCACUGCUAGUCACUUUAUAUCAUCUUUAGUAAAUUUCUGUUAGUUUGUUUAGUAAUUAAGAUAUACUUUCUCAGCUUGUUCUAUUUCAAUAUUUGUUUAGUAUAUUCGAAAAACGGAACAACGUAUUCUCGUUACAUAAUUGCAAUAACAUUAUACAUAUAUUAUAGUUAUACAUCUCUCAAAAGUGUAAAUAUACAUCAAUUGAAAUGAGCAGUUUGCAAACCAAGCUGAGGUGGUCUAUCUAGCCAACAUGUGUUUAAAUAAAGUUGAUGUAUGUAUGUAUCUUCGGUAUCUUCGUGUGUCAUCUUAAAAUACUUCAAAUCCAUAUUGUUUCAAUUCGGUGCGUUCAAAUAUUCUCAAGCUGUUUUUUGAAGCCUUUCCCAUUUGGAUCCUUGACAUAUCGAUAAAUAUAGUUAACAAAUCGUAAGACAAUAACUAAUUAAAAAUGGCUGGGGCACAAAUAGGUACAAGAAUUUGUAAAAACAUGCAUGUAAGAACUUUAUAUCUUUACUAGCUAUAGCCUAUGUAUUUUAGUUUCAUUGUUUCUAUGCAUUUCGUAUUGCAGAUGGAUUUCGAUGCAAUUGCUAUGUCAUCCGAUGAAGAUCUUAAGCAACUUGGGCUUGCUAGAAAGGGUGACAUAUUGAGCCUAAAAAACUUUUGUCAAAAUCAUAUGUCAUAUAAGAAAGUGGAUGAAACCAAACAUGAGAAAAAACGCCUUUUACAAUCAAUAUUGAACUUUGGAAAGUCAUCUAAAAGAAGCAAAACGUCUCCCGAGAGUGUAAAAAAAGCUGUAGGUUCAAGUACAAGUGGCAAGACAAGGAAAGUUCACCUUGGAUGGAUGAACUAUAGUGAUGAGCAUAAUUCUUUUAUGCAGGUGCGGGCAAAAAAAGGUGGUGGAACACGAGUUGUUGAUGUGGCUGUUUCGGCCAACAUAGAUGGCAUAAUAAGAAUUGGAAAAGAAGUAUUUUUCCCUGGUGGUAAAUCUGACUUUGGUAACAUUGACGAAUUUCAUUUUGGGUUGGCGGAUUUUAAAUGUAAACAUUUACUGAAAGCAGGUAGCGGAUUGUCUGAUACAUUUACAUUGCAAAAGUAUGUUAAUGAAGUUAAAAUGAAAAGGGUUUUGUUAUAUAUAACUACCAAGAAAAACGAUUUGGAAAAUGAUGAAUUGUCUUUCGACAGCGACAGUGAUGUUGGUGUUACUACGUCAAAUGAUUUGUUUGAAACUAACGAUUCGGAAGUACCCUUAGAAAAUCCUUCUUCCAUUAUAAUACGCAGAGAGCUGAUUGCACAACAAGACCAAGCCUACAAAGAAUCUUUGGAAGCAGAUAUGGCUAAGGAGGAAACCUGA